This is a messenger RNA of Castor canadensis (American beaver), 342 nucleotides long. It is a transcript of the gene Apoc3, whose product is annotated as apolipoprotein C3. Gene Ontology annotation, biological process: cholesterol homeostasis; lipid transport; negative regulation of very-low-density lipoprotein particle clearance. Gene Ontology annotation, cellular component: very-low-density lipoprotein particle; extracellular region; intermediate-density lipoprotein particle. Gene Ontology annotation, molecular function: high-density lipoprotein particle receptor binding; phospholipid binding; lipase inhibitor activity. NCBI's taxonomy places the organism in Eukaryota, Metazoa, Chordata, Mammalia, Rodentia, Castoridae. The record is from RefSeq and is a predicted model, not a curated record.
GCCCCUCACAGGACACUUCCCUGCAGGAUUGGAGGCACCAUGCAGCCCCGGGUGCUCCUUGUUGUGACCCUCCUGGUGCUCCUGGCCUCUGCCCGAGCUAAGGAGGCAGAGGAGGCCUCCUUGUUUGGCUUCAUGCAGGACUACAUGAGCCACGCCACCAAGAGGGCCCAGGAUGCAAUGACCAGUAUGCAGGAGCAUCCACUGGCCCAGCAGGCCAGGGGCUGGGUGGAUGGCGGCCUCAGUUCCCUGAAAGGCUACUGGACCACAUUGACGGACAAGUUCUCUGGGCUCUGGGAUUCCACCCCUGAGGCCCAACCAACUCUGGCUUCUGAGGUCGUCUGA